Lathyrus sativus (Indian pea) is the source of this 2049-nucleotide messenger RNA. Lineage: Eukaryota; Viridiplantae; Streptophyta; Magnoliopsida; Fabales; Fabaceae. The record is from the annotation of a GenBank genome assembly.
AUGAUGGAUUUGGAUAAUGAUUUGCACGAGUCACCAGCUUUGCCUGAUUUGUCAGGUUCCCAAAGCAAUGUAGAUGUUAAAUUGACAGAGAAAAAGGGAAAGAGAAAGAGAAAAAGGGGGACGACUAAAAAUAACUCAGUCAAAAGUGAUGCUAAUGAUUGUGGCACUUCAGAGAAUACUUUUUUGUCAAAAAAAUCUACAUCUGCAUUGGACAUGCCUUCUGAACAUUCUAUUCAAUGUGUGUCCACUGAUGCAUUAACGAGCCAAUCUUGUGUAGAAGCGGAUAUUUGUUUGCAUGGGAAUGAAGAAAAAAAGAAGAAAGUUCUCAGUCAGGCUGCAGAAAAGGGAAACGGAGAGAGUGAGAUCCAAGACAAAGCAGACAACUUUAAUUCAGUUGUAGCUGAUGCUGAUGCAAAGUUACUUGCUAAAGAGUCUGUGUUAGAAGUUGUAAAAAUGGACAUCGAGCAAAGUAUAAAUGAGAACAGUUCCAACCCUGAGGAAACAAGUGAUUCUCUGAAGAAUGGAAGUCCGGUAAACAAUCACGAUGAGGAUCUAAAGGUUCAUGAUUUGUCUAAUAAGUCUCAUAGCAUUAAAACCUAUUCAAGGAAAAAAUUAAAUGAUGUCAAUUGUAAGAGAAACUUGGAAUGUCCAAGUGCUGAAAAUUCAAACAAAGAGCCAAUUAUCCAGGACCACAACACUGUUGGUUCACAUGAAGUUUCUGAUGGACAAUUGAGAGAUGGCUUAAUGGAAAGAGAAAAAGAACAUUUAACCGAUCAGAACAAAGUUGAAGUGGAGGAAAUGGAAUUGAUAGCAGACAACAGUUCUGAGAAAAGUUCUAUGACUACAUCUUCUAUUGUAGAUAUUCCUAUUACACAACAUGAAGAAAUAAAUGCUAAACAGGAAGAUCAUGCAGAGGUUACAAGAAAUGAUCUGUGUUGUCUAACUGAUAUUUCUGAUUUAAGCUUAAGCAGUGGUAAUUCAGAAAUAUCACAAUGCUCAGUGGAGAGAACUAUUAUCAGCAACUCAAAAAACAAGCUUCUCAUCCUUGAUGUGAAUGGACUUCUUGCUGAUUGUAUCAGUGAUGUUCCUAAUGGGUAUUAUCAACCAGAACCAGAUUUUUGGGUUAGAAGGAGAAAAGUGUUUAAGAGGCCCUUUUGUGAUGAUUUUAUACAGUUUUGCUUUGAGAGAUUUCAUGUGGGCGUUUGGUCAUCUAGAACCAAGUCUAAUGUUGAUGAUGUAAUCGGACUUCUUUUGGGGAAAUCUGCAUCCAAACUGCUGUUUUGUUGGAAUCAAUCCCACUGUACUACAACAAAAUUCAAUACUGUUGAGAAUAAAGAUAAGCCCCUUGUGUUGAAGGAACUCAGAAAGUUAUGGGAAAAGCUGGAACCUGGUCUUCCAUGGGAGAAAGGAGAGUUCCACGAGUCAAACACAUUACUACUCGAUGACUCCCCUUACAAGGCACUAGUGAAUCCUAAGCAUACAGCUAUAUUCCCUUAUUCUUACCGGUACCAACACUAUAGGGACUCAGCAUUAGGACCUGAAGGUGAUCUUCGGGGUUAUCUAGAAAGGCUGUCUAAGGCAGACAAUGUUCAAGAGUUUGUGUCGGCGAAUCCAUUUGGCCAGCGGCCCAUAAGAGAAGCAAAUAUAUCCUGGGGUUACUAUCUGAAAGUUAUAGAAUCAGUUAAGUGCAGUGAAACUGAUAGGCUCUCAGCCCCAGGUAAGGAGCAAACCUCAGCAACAGAUAAAGAGCAAACCUCAACACCAGUUAAGGAGGAAACCUCAGCACUACAUAAGGAGGAAACGUCAGCACCAGUCAAGGAGGAAACGUCAGCACCAGAUAAGGAGGAAACGUCAGCACCAGUCAAGGAGGAAACCUCAGCACUACAUAAGGAGGAAACGUCAGCACCAGAUAAGGAGGAAACGUCAGCACCAGAUAAAGAGGAAACCUCAGCACCAGUAAAGGAGGAAACCUCAGCACCAGUCAAGGAGGAAACCGCUGCACCAGAUAAGGAGGAAACCUCAGCAACAGUCAAGGAGGAAACCGCUUAA